Molecule: messenger RNA, 3365 nt
Organism: Helianthus annuus (common sunflower)
Lineage: Eukaryota; Viridiplantae; Streptophyta; Magnoliopsida; Asterales; Asteraceae
Product: probable LRR receptor-like serine/threonine-protein kinase At2g16250
Exons: 4
Coding region: 402-3122 (906 amino acids)
Biological process (GO): protein phosphorylation
Molecular function (GO): ATP binding; protein kinase activity; protein binding
Source: RefSeq, a predicted model, not a curated record
GGUUAAAUUGAGAAAAUCACAUAUAUUUGGACAGAUACAUAUUGCUAUGCACACACACGCUCGUCUGUAUGUAUUUCUAGAGAGAGAAAACUCCUGUAGAGAGAGAGUAGCUGCAUAGGCUUUUCAUUCCUGAGCUUACCUUCACUCACCAAAUCUUAACAAUUCACUGGAAAAAAAGGUUAUCUUUUUCACAUUUCUCCAUCAUUUUUGCCUCCAUUUUUUUUAUUCUUUCAACUUUCUCUCUCUUCCGUACCAACUAAAAUUCUAGAGAGAGAAAGCACAACUCCUCACACUCCAGAUUUCAGAAUCAAUUCAGGUACUCGCAUUCUGUUUUUGUACCAUAAUCUCUUAGAACGAAACCCUAAUUCUGCUUUCAAAAUGUCAAUGCGAAUGCUGUAAGCAUGAGGAAUUAUAAUAAUAAUAAUAAUAAUAAUAAUAAUAAUAAUAAUAUUGUUGCAUUAUUAUUAUUGUUGUUUUUCAACUCUACAUUUGAACAACAACAAGUGUUAUCCAGAUUUAGGGCAGAAAGGGCAGCUCUGCUCCAACUUAGAUCAUCAUUAGGGUUAAGAGCAAAAGAAUGGCCUAUUAAAUCCAAUCACUGUGUAAAUUGGGUGGGAAUUAUCUGCCAAAAUGGCACUGUUGUUAACAUUAAUAUCUCAGGGUUUAAGAGGACACGCAUUGGAAGCGAAAACCCCCGGUUUUCGGUCGAUUCGUUUGCGAAUUUAACGAAUUUGGUUUUGUUUAACGCUUCUAGGUUCACCCUUCUAGGCUCCAUUCCUGAUGGGUUAGGGUUUCGGGCUCAGAAGCUUCGAGUUCUUGACCUUAGGUUUUGUCGGAUCACUGGUGCUAUUCCUUUUAGUGUUGGUAAUUUAACUGAUCUUGUUGAAUUAUAUUUAUCGGAUAACGCGCUCACCGGCACCGUUCCGGAUAGUUUAGGUCGGUUGUCACGCCUUUCGGUUCUUGAUCUGUCGAGAAACACGCUCACCGGGUUCAUCCCGUCGUCGUUUGGAUCGUUGGUUAAUCUUUCUUCACUCGACUUGUCGUUAAAUUACUUAUCCGGGGACGUUCCUGAAUCGUUUCGGAGCUUAUCGAAUCUUCGAUUCUUGAAUCUUUCUGGUAACAGUCUUUCUUCUUCGUUACCUGCACAGUUAGGUAACGUUAGUAACUUGAUUGUUCUUGAUCUCGGUUCCAAUUCGUUUACCGGGACAUUGCCUGUUGAAUUCGGAAACUUAACGAGCUUGCAAACAUUGGUUGUCAAGAACAAUAUGCUUACGGGUAAUUUAUCUGGCGAUAUGUUUUCGUCUCUAAACAAGUUGGAAACUUUGGUUUUGAAUCAUAAUAACUUUACCGGUAAUCUUCCCGAUGAGUUAUGGUCGCUUCCGGCUUUGAGUUUUCUCGAUGCGGCUAAUAAUAAUUUCACCGGUUUGUUACCGAAUCUUGUUCCAGAUGGUAAUUUAACGAAUUUCACAUCUGGGGCGUUGAAUCUUUCGCAUAAUAUGUUUUACGGAAACUUAACGCCGGUUUUGAGAAGGUUUCGUUCAGUGGAUUUGUCUUAUAAUUACUUACAAGGCAAGGAACCCGAUUACGCACGUGGAGUUUUUUCCUUAAAUAGAAAUUGUCUUCGAAACAUGACAACUCAAAGAAGUGUGCAAGAAUGUGCAACGUUUUACGCUUCAAAGGGUUUGACUUUUGACAAUUUUGGUGUCCCGGAGGACACAUUGCCGCCGCCUCGUGACAGUCAUAACCGCAACAAAAAGUGGAUUAUAUUGGCGGCGGUUAUAGGCGGUGUUGGACUUUUUGUACUUAUAUCAGUUAUUGCGAUACUAGUGGUUGUAUGCUGUAGAAAAAGUCGUACAAGUUCUCAAAGAGGAAACGGGGUGGGACCCGCGCCAGCUGUCAUAGUGCCGCCAUCUCCGAUGGCGGCGUUGGAUUCAUCUAAUUUGGGAGAUACGUUUACGUAUCAGCAGAUUCUUGCGGCCACUGGUGACUUUAGUGAUGUGAAUUUGGUCAAACAUGGUCAUUCGGGUGAUAUAUUUAGGGGUGUUCUUGAGGGUGGCGUAACCGUAAUUAUUAAAAGAUGUGACGUGGGGUCCGGGGCGAAGGAUGUACACGUGGCGGAACUGGAUUUGUUCAGAAAGGUAUCGCAUCCUAGACUGGUGCCGCUUUUGGGACAUUGUUUGGAGAACGAAAACGGAAAGUUUCUUGUUUAUAAAUACAUGCCGAAUGGCGAUUUGUCAAGUUCUUUGUACAGGAAAAACGAUCUAGAUGAUGACGGUUUACAGUCGUUGGAUUGGAUUACCAGAUUAAAAAUCGCGUUAGGAGCUGCUGAAGCGCUUUCUUACCUUCAUCAUGAAUGUACUCCACCCCUGGUUCACAGAGAUGUUCAAGCUAGCAGUAUACUUCUUGAUGAUAAAUACGAGGUGCGAUUAGGGAGCUUAAGUGAAGUUUGUAUUCAAGAAGGAGAAAGUCAUUCGAAUCGGUUCACAAGGUUGCUCAGACUACCCCAGACAUCAGAACAAGGUGCUUCGGGUGUAGCAACUGCGACAUGUGCUUAUGACGUUUACUGUUUCGGGAAAGUGUUACUCGAGCUCGUAACAGGCAAAAUGGGAAUUAGUGCAUCAAACGACCCGACCCAAAAAGAUCUAUUAGAACAAAUACUACCGUACAUCAACGUAUACGAUAAAGAACUCGUGACAAACAUCAUCGAUCCGUCUUUAAUCAUAGACGAGGAUUUAUUAGAAGAAGUGUGGGCCAUGGCUGUUGUUGCGAGAUCUUGUCUCAACCCGAAGCCCACUAGAAGACCGCUAAUGAGGUAUAUAGUUAAAGCGUUAGAGAAUCCGUUAAAGGUGGUGAGAGAAGAAAGCGGAAGCUCAGCAAAGCUAAAAACGAAUUCUUCACGGGGUUCUUGGAAUGCCGCUUUGUUCAGUAGCUGGCGGCAGAGCUCGGUUGAUGUGGCGGGGAUGGCGGCAGGAGUGGGACCCAGUAGUGUUAAGCGGUCGGGGACGAGUGAAUCACAGUCGGGGAGUGGGGAUCAUUCUUCUUCACAUAGAAAGCAAUCGAAGGAUGUGUUUCCUGAACCGUUGGAUGUGCAAGAUGAAGCGAGAUCUAACUCCGUACGUUGAUCGACAUAUUCGUUCUUUGUUAAUACCGCACCCCCACCGUAAACCCACCAUACCCCGGUGGAACAAUAGAAAGCUCGGGGUCCUAAAACCGCAACUCUCGGUUGUUAAGUUUAUGAUUGAAAACAAGCGGGUUUUAGUUGUUACUCACGGGUAUUUUUUAGGCUGAGCUUGUACAUUGCAAUGGGUUUUGUUUCGAUCUGUUUCGGAGAGAAACAGAUCGAGAUAACUUCGGUUUUUUUUCUU